Molecule: messenger RNA, 1087 nt
Organism: Cuscuta campestris
Lineage: Eukaryota; Viridiplantae; Streptophyta; Magnoliopsida; Solanales; Convolvulaceae
Source: the annotation of a GenBank genome assembly
UCUAUUACGCAAUCUUACAGGGGAAAUCGUUUGGGUUGCACUCUAUGGGGAGAAUACGUAGACCGAUUCAUGGAUUGUUUGACCCAAAACAACCAAGAACCAGUUAUCAUGGUUUUGAGCUUUUGCCGCCCGAGGCGCUAUAUGGGGACAGUUACUGUCUCUACUGCAUUUCACGUUACCAAGAUGAUUUUCGAUGGUAAUUCUCCCGAGGUUGAAGAUUUUAGGGCAAGGUUGCCUCCACAAGUGGAUGACGGAAUGGGAAGCAUUGUUUUGAGCAGUGGAGAUUCUGGGGACCAAGGUGUCAUCAAAACAACCACUAUCAAAGAUCUUUUGGAAAACAUGAAGCCUGGGCCUUAUUGGAUUCUCGGAGAAAUUGCAUCACUAAAUGAUUCAAGUAAUUGGUGUUACUUGGGUUGUACUGAGUGUAACAAGAAGGUCAUUCCGGAUGGUGAUAAGUUCAAGUGUUCGGGUUGUGCAGUUACUAUACCGCAUGGGGUUUAUAGGUACAAGGUCAGUGUUCGAGUCUAUGAUCACACCGGUCAUGCUUCAUUCUUGCUUUGGGACCGAGAGUGUAAAGAAGUCUUGGGUGCAAGUGCGUUUGUUUUGAGAGAGAUUAUGAUUGAGAAGGACAUGGACCCAAACUUCCUGCCGCUAGAACUUAAUCGCUUCCUUGGUCGUAAAGGUUUAUUCCAUAUUUUGUUGAAGAACGAUGUUGGGAGUCCAAGUUGGACUGGACCAAGAACUUUCGGGGUGAGAUCUUUGGUUACCGACCCAAAGAUCUUGAGCAAGUAUGAACAUUUGGUUGUGAUUGAAGAUGAAGAAGCAGACAAAGAAAGCGAAGGUCUAUGGGCAUCUCUUGAGGAUUUGAGUCAGAAAGUGCAUGAAGUGAUUGGUUCCAAUAAUCCAAGCUCUAGCCAAAGUGUCAACUCCAAGCAAAAAAGGAUUCCCGGUCUGGACGAGAAUGAAGCCGUGAAAAGGGAGCUGUUUGAUGAAAUCUCAACAAGUGCAAGCAAGAAAAUGAAGAAGGAAACUGCUAGAGACUGAAAUUCCGACUCAUUGGGGUUGAAAAUCAAUGUUUUUUGUUUCU